Copidosoma floridanum is the source of this 1536-nucleotide messenger RNA. RefSeq names its product ankyrin-1-like. NCBI's taxonomy places the organism in Eukaryota, Metazoa, Arthropoda, Insecta, Hymenoptera, Encyrtidae. The record is from RefSeq and is a predicted model, not a curated record.
AUGUUUUCCAGACAUAUCAUCAGAAAUGAAAGCACAGUUGUUAUGGAACGUUUGUUGAAAGAUGGAUAUGAUAUUUAUGCACGAGAUUUUCAAGUGAACACACCUCUUUUAAUUGCAGUAGCAUGUAACAAUGCAGAUAUUGUAAGAUUUCUAUUGGACAAAAAGAAAUCAGUAUCUAAAGCUAUCAUUGAAAUGCUGAUUGAUAGUGGGGUCCAUGUUAACAUUGCAGAUAGAUGGGGUGAUAUGCCACUGACGUAUGUUGUGCAAAGAAAUAAUACUCCUGUGGCAAUCAUGCUCAUCGACGCUGGAGCUUUAGUGAACAUUAAAAAUAAAAAAGUAUUGAGUCCGUUAAUUUAUACUGUAAAAAACAAUAACAUUUCUCUAGCCAGCAUACUUAUCAAAAGUGGAGCUUUGAUCAAUGAUGCUGAUAAGUAUGAUAAUAUUCCGUUGAUACAUGCUAAAUUUUUAGACAGAUGUUUAGUUAUACUUAAAAAAGAUAUCAAACCCUACUAUGAAACAACAAACAAGGAAAUGUUUUCCAGACAUAUCAUCAGAAAUGAAAGCACAGUUGUGAUGGAACGUUUGUUGAAAGAUGGAUAUGAUAUUAAUGCACGAGAUUUCCAAGUGAACACACCUCUUUUAAUUGCAGUAGCAUGUAACAAUGCAGAUAUUGUAAGAUUUCUAUUGGACAAAAAGGUUAGAAUCAAUCUUUCAAAUCACAACGGUAACACUCCUUUGUGGAUUGCAUUGAAGAAAUCAGUAUCUAAAGCUAUCAUUGAAAUGCUGAUUGAUAGUGGGGUCCAUGUUAACAUUGCAGAUAGAUGGGGUGAUAUGCCACUGACGUAUGUUGUGCAAAGAAAUAAUACUCCUGUGGCAAUCAUGCUCAUCGACGCUGGAGCUUUAGUGAACAUUAAAAAUAAAAAAGUAUUGAGUCCGUUAAUUUAUACUGUAAAAAACAAUAACAUUUCUCUAGCCAGCAUACUUAUCAAAAGUGGAGCUUUGAUCAAUGAUGCUGAUAAGUAUGAUAAUAUUCCGUUGAUACAUGCUGUAAGAAAUAUGUACAUAACUAAUCAUCAAGGAAAGACUUGCUUCUAUUAUUUUAUUGAAUAUCAAUAUUCAAUUCAUCCAGGAAUGAAAAAAGUCUUGAACAAAGGACCAAUGACUUACCAGUUUCCAAAUGUGCCAGUAUAUUUUCUAACAACGAAUGUCAAAGAACAACUUGAUGAAUCACUUUACAAAAGAGAAAUGUUAUCUAAAGCUAUCAUUGAAAUGCUGAUUGAUAGUGGGGUCCAUGUUAACAUUGCAGAUAGAUGGGGUGAUAUGCCACUGACGUAUGUUGUGCAAAGAAAUAAUACUCCUGUGGCAAUCAUGCUCAUCGACGCUGGAGCUUUAGUGAACAUUAAAAAUAAAAAAGUAUUGAGUCCGUUAAUUUAUACUGUAAAAAACAAUAACAUUUCUCUAGCCAGCAUACUUAUCAAAAGUGGAGCUUUGAUCAAUGAUGCUGAUAAGUAUGAUAAUAUUCCGUUGAUACAUGCU